Molecule: messenger RNA, 1503 nt
Organism: Cyphellophora europaea CBS 101466
Lineage: Eukaryota; Fungi; Ascomycota; Eurotiomycetes; Chaetothyriales; Cyphellophoraceae
Exons: 1
Coding region: 1-1503 (500 amino acids)
Biological process (GO): rRNA processing
Cellular component (GO): nucleolus; cytoplasm; preribosome, small subunit precursor
Molecular function (GO): snoRNA binding
Source: RefSeq, a predicted model, not a curated record
AUGUCAGUCGCAAAUGCUCAACGGCAGCACGGGCCGUUGGAAGACGACAUUACUGCCGCAAGUGGCCGACUGCGGACGAAGUCCAUUACUGGCAAGCGAAAGUCACGAUCAGAUGAAGAUGGACGCGGCAAGAAUGACGAUGGAUACAUUGAUGCAAGAUCGUCUCGAAAGAUUCUCGCCAUCGCGCAGGAUUUGGCAGAUGAAGACGCAGCAGAUCAGAGGGACAAAGCCAAGUCGAUACCUGCUUCGUCUGCGGCAUUUGACUUUGAUUCACGAUUUCUAGACGAGGAUGAUGAGACAAUCCGCCAGCAAACAGACGAGGAUGACGACUGGGUACCAGAAGAAGAGGACGAAGUAGUAGCGACCGACGACGUUGCUCCGGAAGAUCUUGCGAUCUACAACAAGUUCCUGCAGGAGGGCGAAGCGUUGGCCGAUUUUACACCUUCGCUGUCCAACCUGAUGGCGGGAGAGAAAUCUAUCAGCCACGAUGCGCAGCCACAAGGGACCGAAGAUGGAGAGCCAACCAAUCUCGCCGAUCUUAUUCUGCAGAAGAUCGCCGAGAAGGAAGCUCGUGAUGCUGCUCGAGGCGAUGGAAUUGAACCACAUCCCUUCGAACCGCCUGAAGGAGCAGUGGAAAUACCGAUGAAAGUUGCUGAUGCGUUUACGAAAGUGGGACAGCUCCUUUCACGUUACAAGUCUGGACCAAUGCCGAAGCCGUUCAAGGUGUUGCCAACUCUCCCCCAGUGGCCAGAGCUUCUCGACAUAACCCGACCGGACAAGUGGUCACCUCAUGCAGUUUUUCGAGCAACCAAAAUAUUCAUCUCAGCACCGCAAGCCACCGGCCAAUACUUCUGCAACACAGUCUUACUCGACCGUGUCCGCGAGGACAUCCAAGAGAAUCGCAAGCUCAACCAUCAUUUAUACCAGGCGCUUAUGGCUGCUUUUUACCGGCCAGCUGCUUUAUUCAAGGGCUUCUUGUUCCCGCUCGUGCAGAAUGGAUGCACACUCCGCGAGGCACAGAUUGUUUCCUCUGUGUUUGCCAAACAUAAGAUUCCCGUGCUACAUUCAGCCGCGGCGCUGCUUCGCUUGUGCGAGAUAUGCGCCGAGCAGACCAGCAAUAUAAACAGCGAGGCGGCCGGCUCAGCGAAUAUCUUCAUUCGCGUACUUCUCGGCAAGAAAUACGCUUUACCGUACAAGGUCGUGGAUGCUCUUGUCUUCCACUUCCUACGCUUCCGUGGUACCAAGGAAGAGGAAGCUCUUGGAGCAAAGGAAUCAAAGUUGCCCGUGCUUUGGCACCAGAGCUUCCUGAUCUUCGCGCAGACCUACCGUAACGAAAUCACCGAAGAUCAGAGGGAGGCUUUGUUGGACCUGUUGCUUGCUCGAGGGCACAAAGACAUAGGCCCAGAAGUGCGCCGAGAAUUACUUGCCGGCAGGAGUCGUGGCGGCGAGGAGCUCCUCGCAGAACAGCGUGACGACGGUGACGACACCAUGAUGACAACCUAG